Molecule: messenger RNA, 1907 nt
Organism: Corythoichthys intestinalis (scribbled pipefish)
Lineage: Eukaryota; Metazoa; Chordata; Actinopteri; Syngnathiformes; Syngnathidae
Product: UTP--glucose-1-phosphate uridylyltransferase-like
Exons: 10
Coding region: 222-1700 (492 amino acids)
Biological process (GO): UDP-alpha-D-glucose metabolic process; glycogen metabolic process
Cellular component (GO): cytoplasm
Molecular function (GO): UTP:glucose-1-phosphate uridylyltransferase activity
Source: RefSeq, a predicted model, not a curated record
ACGGGCGCUUCAGCUAGCUAGCUGACAGCCUGACACCUGAGCUAGCACCUCGAAGAUGUCAAAAGGCCACGUUUGGCCGAUAAAGUCAACUUUUGUAUUACUCGUGUGAGUUUAAGGGAGCUAAAGAGUUGGUCUGGUUGACGGCUUGGCCUUUUCGUGGCUGACUUGCAUAGUACUUUGACCACACUUUCACCAAGUCUGGAGACCUAACCACAGGAGCCAUGACGGAAUUUCAGGAGAAGCUUCGAAAUCAGCACGAGGAGUCCAUGUGCAAAGAGCUGGACAAGCUUCUCAGCAGCUCAGGCGACUCCACCCACCAGAAUUGCAAGAAAGACUUUGAAGGAUUCAAAAGACUCUUCCACAGGUUCCUGCAGGUCAGAGGUCCUGCAGUGGACUGGGCCAAAAUCAGCCGCCCGCCAGAGGAUGCGGUCGUGUCUUACGAGAAGAUCGGGGCUGAAGCUCUGCCGAAGGACGUGGCGUCUUGUCUCAACAAGCUGGCGGUGGUCAAGCUGAACGGCGGCCUCGGCACCAGCAUGGGAUGCAAAGGCCCCAAGAGUCUGAUCAGCGUUCGCAACGAAAACACCUUCCUGGAUCUCACAGUCAAACAGAUCGAGCAUUUGAAUAAAACCUACGACGCUGACGUUCCAUUGGUGUUGAUGAAUUCCUUCAACACGGACGAUGAAACCCAGAAGAUUCUUCUCAAGUACAAACAUCACCGACUCAAGAUACACACCUUUAACCAAAGCAGAUACCCGCGCAUCAACAAGGAGUCACUGCUGCCCAUCGCCAAGAGUUUGGGGUUGAACGCGGACGGGGGCGAGGCGUGGUACCCGCCGGGUCACGGCGACAUCUACGCCAGCUUAUACAACUCGGGCCUACUGGAGCGACUCCUGAAUGAAGGCAAGGAGUACAUCUUCGUGUCCAACAUCGACAACCUGGGCGCCACCGUCGACCUCCGCAUUCUCUGUCGACUCAUCGGCCAAGCUGCCGAUAAACGCUGCGAGUUCGUCAUGGAGGUCACGGAUAAGACCCGCGCCGACGUCAAGGGCGGCACGCUGAUCCAGUACGAGGACCGACUGAGGCUCCUGGAGAUCGCACAGGUUCCCAAAGAUCACGUGGACGAGUUCAAGUCGGUCAGCAAGUUCAAGAUCUUCAACACCAACAACUUGUGGAUUUCCUUGAGCGCCAUUAAGAGGUUAAUCGACAACAACGCGUUGGACAUGGAGGUCAUCGCCAACCCUAAGACGCUGGAGGGCGGUCUGAACGUGAUCCAGUUAGAGACGGCGGUGGGCGCAGCUAUCAAGUGUUUCCGCAACGCCAUGGGCAUCAACGUGCCGCGUUCUCGCUUCCUGCCGGUCAAGACUUCCUCAGACCUCCUGCUGGUCAUGUCCAACCUCUACAGCCUGGACGCAGGUUCGCUUACCAUGAGCCAUAAGAGGGAGUUCCUCACCACGCCGCAUGUUAAGCUGGGUAGCUUCUUCACCAAGGUCCAAGACUUCCUGGCCCGCUUCGACAGCAUCCCGGAAAUGCUGGAGUUGGACCACCUCACCGUGGCGGGAGACGUCACAUUCGGGAAAAACGUCUCACUCAAGGGAACGGUAAUCAUCAUCGCCAACCAUGGUGAUCGAAUCGACAUCCCCGCGGGAGCGAUGCUGGAGAACAAGAUCGUGUCAGGAAACCUGCGCAUCCUCGACCAUUAAAAGGCACCGCUGACGAAAACGACGUCGGGAAACCAAAAGUGCACUUUUCCACAUAGCAAAGAGCAGUUUACUAUGUGACAUGUGGCUCAAAUGCCGAAAUCUUUCAAGCCAUUUUAGGUCAAAGGUCACCAACCAGGAAGUCACGGUCCGUGACUUCUUGUUUGAGGUCAAAAAAUAAAAAGCUCUUAUGGUUUGUCUCAGGUCUCA